GGCAUGGAGAGAUUCGUUUGUUUCCCCUAUAGCUUGUAUCAGGGGUAUGGAAACCCACUGGCCAUGGGCACGACUGACCUUCCCAAGCAGAAGCAUCUCGGGCCAUCCGCCUUUUUGGUGGGCCCCGGGCACGUACCUGCCAACCCCGGCGACUACUUGGACACUUACAAGACGUCACAGCUCAAGGCCAUUCUGUCUCAGGUAAACCCCAACAUCAGCCUGAGGCUGUGCAAAGCAAAUACCAAAGACGUAGGGGUGCAGGUGAAUCCGCGGGUGGAUAAGUUCAUUCAAUGCUCGCUAGGGCCGCAGACCCUGUACAGCAGCGCCCCCGGCGAAGGCAGCAGCCCCUCUGGCCUCUCCACACGAGGCUUUUAUUCCCCAGUGCUCGGUCGGGGGUUCUUGAUCCACCUUAGCAAACAAGAGGGCCAGGGGAAAGGAAAAGCGUCCUCAGAGUUGGUGGAGUCCACACCUCAGCAGCCCUUUUUGCCAGAGCCAGAAGGGACCAGGGAGACGGAGAAACUGCCGUCGCAGCUGGAAGAGAAGUCCGGGGAGGAGAGGGAUGAAUUGAUUGCUGCCCCGCGGCAGGAGACCCAAGAUGGGGAAGUAGAGCAUCAGAAGGAGGGAGCCGCUCUUCCCAAGAAGCCCACUUUCCAGUUUUUGGAACAGAAAUAUGGCUACUUUCACUGUAAAGACUGCAGGACCAGGUGGGAGAGUGCUUAUGUCUGGUGCAUUUCUGGGAGUAAUAAGGUUUAUUUCAAACAACUCUGUCGAAAGUGCCGAAAGAGCUUUAACCCUUAUCGAGUGGAAGGGAUCCAGUGCCAGACUUGCUCAAAUUCUCGUUGCUCCUGUCCUCAAAAGAAAAGACACAUUGACCUACAGAGGCCGCAUCGACAGGAACUUUGUUGCCGCUGCAAAGACAAGAGGCUCUCCUGUGGUAGGAUUUACAGCUUUAAGUACAUUGUCUGA
Molecule: messenger RNA, 966 nt
Organism: Trichosurus vulpecula (common brushtail)
Lineage: Eukaryota; Metazoa; Chordata; Mammalia; Diprotodontia; Phalangeridae
Gene: ZAR1L
Product: zygote arrest 1 like
Exons: 4
Coding region: 4-966 (320 amino acids)
Biological process (GO): translation
Cellular component (GO): cytoplasm
Molecular function (GO): mRNA base-pairing post-transcriptional repressor activity
Source: RefSeq, a predicted model, not a curated record